Messenger RNA from Manihot esculenta (cassava), 1042 nucleotides. RefSeq names its product 10 kDa chaperonin, mitochondrial. NCBI's taxonomy places the organism in Eukaryota, Viridiplantae, Streptophyta, Magnoliopsida, Malpighiales, Euphorbiaceae. Gene Ontology annotation, cellular component: mitochondrial matrix. Bases 559 to 852 code for a protein of 97 amino acids. Gene Ontology annotation, molecular function: ATP binding; metal ion binding; protein-folding chaperone binding. The transcript has 5 exons. The record is from RefSeq and is a predicted model, not a curated record.
CAACGCACGCUCCACAUUCGGUACUCCACGCCAUCUCAUAUUCUUCUCAUGCUUCGUUUCUGUGAAAAUUUGCAAUUUUGUUUUAUUCUGCUAGUCACGUAUUUCUAAUUUCAGAUUGACUAACCAUCUAGACAAUCCAUUCUCGGCCACAGCAGGAUGAGGCGGUAGCACUUGAAACUGCUCCCCGCACCAUUUUCUGUUUUAUCUUUUUUUUGUCUUCCCCGAUUCUUGCAUUUGCACUGCAGGCAAAGAAGUGGCAGGACGCAUGAGAGGAGCAGGAGAGGGAUAAAAAGGAAACAAUUAAUCAAGCUCUUGGUUUCCAUGAUGCUUUCUGAGUGAAGCUGAAAUUGGCAGCUGAGGAGGAGGAAUGUUUCUGGUUUUUGAAAUGUUGCUAUAGUUCAUCACUUUCCAGUGAGAUUGAAGCUAUGGGCAGUUGUGGAAUUUCAUGAGAAGAUGAGAAAUCCUUGUUAAACCCUAACUUCCACGGACUCAGCAAGAAGCCUCUGCUACUACUCUCUCGUUAGCUCUCUCUCUCUCUCUUCCCCUGUCUCUCUGAAGAUGGCAAAGCGUUUGAUUCCUUCUCUGAAUCGCAUUUUGGUUGAGAAAAUCGUUCCUCCUUCCAAAACUAACUCUGGAAUUCUGCUUCCUGAGAAAACCUCCAAGUUGAACUCUGGAAAAGUGGUUGCCGUGGGUCCUGGAGAUAGGGAUAAAGAUGGAAAGCUUAUUCCUGUUACUUUAAAGGAAGGAGACACUGUUCUUUUGCCCGAUUACGGAGGCACUGAAGUGAAACUUGGAGAUAAAGAGUAUCAUCUGUACAGAGAUGAGGAUAUUCUGGGAACUCUUCACGACUAAAGCAUAAUGUUUCCAUUACAUGCAAAUGUUGGAAAUUAAUCCAGUUAGAUACUCUUGAAAUGUUACUGUUGGUUUCCCGGCAUGCCAAUUGAAACUUGUAUCAACUACUUACUCUUUUGUAUUUCCAUGGGAAUGAGGUUGAUGUUAAUUUGCUGCGGACUACGAGAAAACCGAAAACUUUCUUGUUCCA